This is a messenger RNA of Tachysurus fulvidraco (yellow catfish), 3016 nucleotides long. RefSeq names its product kelch-like family member 21 (gene klhl21). Gene Ontology annotation, biological process: protein ubiquitination. The transcript is spliced from 5 exons. The coding region runs from base 242 to 2089 and encodes 615 amino acids. NCBI's taxonomy places the organism in Eukaryota, Metazoa, Chordata, Actinopteri, Siluriformes, Bagridae. The record is from RefSeq and is a predicted model, not a curated record. Gene Ontology annotation, molecular function: protein binding.
GAACGGGCGUGUAGGGCGCGCGUGAGCCGGACACUUCGAGCAAAUAUGGCGCCGAGAUGAAGGAGGAGAAGACGAAUGCCGUUUGAAAGUUUUCUUUAAGAAACCACGGAUAAGUUCUGAUUAAAGAAACAUUGGAGCCGAGAGGCGACUGACGAAAAAAAGCACCGUGAUUAUUUCGAUGACAAGCGUGUUUUGAGUCCAGUCCCAACAAGAGACUGUUAUCUGACAAAGCUGCGCUGCGAUGGAGAAGCCGGCCUUACAGACGCAGCAUUCCAUGCUGCCGUUCUUCGAUACAGCUCAUGCUGUCAACCUGCUGCGCGGAAUCCACGAGCUGCGUGCCGAGCGCAAGUUUUUCGACGUGACGCUAUGUGCCGAGGGAAAGGAGUUCCACUGCCACAGAACAGUUCUGGCCGCUGCCAGUACCUACUUCCGUGCUAUGUUUGCCGGUACACUCCGUGAGAGCGCUAUGGACAGAGUUGCUCUACAUGAGGUCUCAGCUGAGCUGCUUGGCCUCCUCGUAGACUUCUGCUACACGGGCCGCGUGACUGUUACAUGUGACAAUGUGGACGUGCUGCUCAAGGCAGCUGACCUCUUUCAGUUCCCAUCAGUUAAAGCGGCAUGCUGCACUUUCCUGGAGCAGCGCCUUGAUUUAUCUAAUUGCCUGGAGAUCCAGGAUUUUGCAGAGGCAUAUGCCUGCAGUGAGCUAGCCACUAGUGCCCGGCGAUUUGUGCUCCACUUCAUUAUGGAACUGGCUAAGAGCCAGGAGUUUGAGCGCUUGCCUUGGAAGCGCUUGCUUGAACUAGUGUCGGACGAUGCAUUGCGUGUGGACAAAGAGGAAACGGCUUACCAGAUGGCGGCACGCUGGGUCAAGGCUGAUCCACGGAGACGUCUCCAGUACUGGCCAGAGCUCCUGCAGCAGGUCCGUCUGCCCUUUGUUCGCCGCUUCUUUCUACUUGCCCGCGUUGAGAGCGACCCACUCGUCUAUCUAAACCCAGAGUGUCUGCGCCUGGUGAGCGAGGCCCGCAGCUUCCAGUCAGGAGAGUACGACCGGCAUGACCGUCCCUGCCAGCGCACGCGCCCUCGUCCUUCCACCGGUCUCGCAGAGAUCCUGGUCAUGAUCGGCGGUUGUGACCAAGACUGUGACGAGCUUGUGACCGUUGACUGCUUCAACCCACAGACGGGCCAAUGGAGAUACCUGGCCGAGUUUCCUGACCAUCUUGGAGGAGGCUACAGUAUAGCAGCACUAGGCAAUGAUAUGUAUGUCACAGGCGGCUCUGACGGUUCGCGCCUCUAUGAUGGCGUGUGGCGCUACAACUCUAGUGUGAACGAGUGGACCGAGGUGUCGCCCAUGCUUAAGGCACGCGAGUACCACAGCUCUUGCGUGCUGAAGGGCCAGCUGUACGUGGUGGCCUCAGAGAGCACAGAGCGCUACGACCACGUGCUGGACUGUUGGGAAACGCUGGCACCCAUGCUGCACCCCAUGGAUAACUGUUCAACAACAGCAUGCGGCGGGCGUCUCUACGCCACCGGCUCUCUCACUGGUGACGACGCCAUGGCCAUCCAGUGCUACGAUGUCGACGCUAACCGCUGGAACCUGGUCAACUGCGGCCAGCUGCCUCCCUGGUCCUUUGCUCCCAAAUCAGUGACUCUCAACGGGCUCAUCUACUUUAUAAGGGACGACUCUGCAGGCGUAGACACCUAUGAUCCACAGAAGAACGAAUGGGACAAGAUUAGCCCAAUGACCCAAGUACAUGUGGGUGGAAGCGUGGCAGUCCUGGGAGGCCGCCUGUACGUGUCCGGUGGAUAUGACAACACGUUCGAGCUGUCCGAUGUGGUGGAGGUGUACGAUCCCGGCGCUCGCACCUGGAGCCUGGCUGGCCGCCUCCCACAGCCCACUUUCUGGCAUGGCAGCGUCAGUAUCUUCCGCCAGUUCAUGCCAAUGGUCCUCAGUACAUUCGAGCCAGUGGACAUCCCAGAGGCAGACGAUAUCCUCCUGCACAGACACCAUCGCCACCACCAGGCUCUUCAAGAGCUCAACAACGAGCUUAACCAGAACCACCGCAAUCGAGAAGUGAACCCGGCACACUGAUGGUUCUGUCGUACUCGAUGCUAAAUACGCACUUUAUCACAUAUUCACCUCAACCAAAGAGCAAGGAACCUGAACCAGAACCUGAACGUGGUCCUCAUUCUCUCCAGUUUGCUCCCCAAAUCAGAAUGCCGUUACUCUUGGGCCGGAUGUGUCCAGGAUUUGUGUUUACACCAGCUUAAUUCUCACCAUACUCCAACUAAUGUAAUAUCAGUGUUAAAACGAAAAACAAAAGAAGUAGCACGGUGAUGCUUUAAUGGAGGAAAAGAUGCACUUGAUCUGAGACUUUAUUACAGCCUUUUAUUUGAAAUAAUUUUUUUUUCACUAUUAUAUACUUCAAAACACCAGGAUCUAAAACAAAUAUUUAUUGAGCAACACAUCAGCCAAUUAUCGUCUGGCUUGUACAAUCAACCUUAGCAGCAAAGACCCCAAUCAUCACCCCACAGAACAAAUCAGUUCUAGGACAGGCUGCAAAUGUCCAACCGGAGUCUUUUAUUAUAUUUUAUGUCUUUUAUUAAUAUUAUUAUUAUUAUUUUGAUAGCAAGUUUAUUUAUGGAUGUUCAUGUAGACGUUUGCUUUUGAUGAAGGUGUGAAACAGUCGAUGAAGACCGAGUUGUUUUCAUUAUUUACUUGCUUUCAACACACUCUUAAAUAACUGGAAGCAGUUCAUCUGUCUUCUGACAAUCUCUUCUCCAGCAGACAUUGUGUGUUUUGUUAUUACUAACUACUACGACUAAUAAUAUGAAGAAUUUCGAUUAUGUACUCUAUACAGAAACGGUACUUGUCCUUGUAUGUUACUUUUUUUUUUCUUACAGUUUUUUUUUUUUUUUUUUUAGCUUUGUGGCCAAAUUUGUCACCGUCCAGGCCUCGUGUUUUGGUUCGUGUAGUGACGUCUGUAAGCAUGACGAAGGAAUAAACUGCUGGCAGAAC